Messenger RNA from Phytophthora sojae, 646 nucleotides. RefSeq lists its product as hypothetical. The record is from RefSeq and is a predicted model, not a curated record. The transcript has 3 exons. Gene Ontology annotation, molecular function: 2 iron, 2 sulfur cluster binding; nitrite reductase [NAD(P)H] activity. NCBI's taxonomy places the organism in Eukaryota, Oomycota, Peronosporomycetes, Peronosporales, Peronosporaceae. Bases 1 to 549 code for a protein of 182 amino acids.
AUGAGCCGCCUGCACCUGGAUCUGUCCUGGGAGGAAGACGAGGUGGAGGCAGAGCCCGCCGUGCGAUGGCAGCGCAACCGCGACGCCCACGAUGACGACCGCUAUCUGUGGUUCAGCACGUACGUGCGUCCGUCAGACGUUGUGGAGGCGACGGAGCACCGCCCGAAGUACGAGUACUCUGUCACCGGACGCAAACGCAUUAAACCUGGGUCAAGGACGACAACGCUGGGAACGAAGGUGACCGUAAACGGGAUUAAUGUGGCAAUAUUCAAAUAUGGCGGUGGGUUCUAUGCCAUUCAGGACGCGUGUCCGCAUCAAGCUGCAUCGCUGCACCUCGGAGACAUCGAAGAUAUUGGUGGCACGCCCUGCAUCUCCUGCCCUCGACACAGGUGGCCCUUUUCUCUGGAAGACGGCCAGUGUAUAAUUCCAGUCAACCGCCAGGCAGAAUGCUACCCUGUUCGCAUUCGACGCGAACGAGAUGGCUCAAAGGUCCUCUACAUAGGUUUCACAGCUCUCUCGGACACAUUGUUCAACGAUGACUCUUUUUAGGGGUAGUGGCGUUGUGUGUCGAUCGAUUCGAUAGAUUGUUUGUUGUGACGAAUUGAGUGGGUAUAACAGAAUCAAUCCCAAUACAUGUAGUUCACCG